Molecule: messenger RNA, 882 nt
Organism: Ambispora gerdemannii
Lineage: Eukaryota; Fungi; Glomeromycota; Glomeromycetes; Archaeosporales; Ambisporaceae
Source: the annotation of a GenBank genome assembly
AUGCAAUCACCAGAUCUCGAAAUAUCUUUACCACCAACACACAAACCAGAAUCGCAACAAUUCGAUAACAACUCGCACAAAAAAGAACAAACAACUCUAGCAUCAGGUCAUGAAGACAACGCAAAUGAUGACAGUCUCUUGAGAAAAGAAGAAAUGUUUGAUUUUUCGGAAUGGAGAAAUCCUAAUAUUUGGCGAAAUGCUAGUGCAGAGUUUUGGGCGGUUUGUGUGUUGACAUUUAUGGUUGGUGCGACUGCGAUUGCUUCUGGUUCUGCCUUUGAGACUGGGUUGGCACAUAUUCCGAUUGUAGGGCUAUUGAUUAUUGCCGUCGGUCCUAUUUCAGGAGGCCAUUUAAACCCUCUCGUAACAAUGACAGCAGUAUUCACACGUGUCAUCUCCUUCCCACGUGGACUUCUCUACAUUGCAAACCAAACUGUAGGUGCCGCAGUUGGCGGUGCUCUCCUGCGUUCCCUAUCCGCCGACACGACAUCACUAGGCGCAUGCGGAUUCAACGAUACAGAAUUCUCAGUCGGAAGAGCGUUUAUCGGGGAAUCUCUAGUAGCAUUUGCGAUUGCUUUUGUUGUUUAUGCUAUCGCUUUAGAUCCAAUACGGAGCAAGAUUUUUUCGCUUAAUGCGACGGCGUUUCUUGUCAGUGCUACUUUUGCGAUGGUAGUUUGGUUAAGUGGGGGAAUCAAUGCUGGGUGGCCUGGAGCUGGUACAAAUCCGGCAAAAUGUUUUGGUCUUUCAGUAGGAAGUGAAAAUUUUUCACAUCACUGGGUAUUUUGGUUAGGCCCAUUACUCGGCGCUUUAAUUUACGCCUUCUCAAACGCACUAAUGACGUCACCAAAAAAACAACGAAAAGGAGUCGCCUCGCAUAAUGUGUAA